AGGCGUCGGGGCCCGCGGCUGGGUGGCGGGCAGUUCCCGCCAGCUGUGCGCGCCCGCGUCUGGGCUCGCUCGGAGAGGACGCUGCGGCGGCGGUGGCUCCCGGAGCACAGCGGGCAGAGCUGCGGGCUGCGCGCGCCCCUGCUCCCGCCGCGCGUCCCGCCGUGGCUCCCGCGCCCUGCGGCGGCUCCCGCGCCCCGCGCUCCCCUUUGUCCGCGGCCCGGAGCGGCGGCGGCGGCGGGGUCGGAGCCCGCGCCCUGGGCGACUGAGGCGGCCGUAGUCCGCGCCCGCGCGCCGCGGCGAUGCCGGACCAGAUCUCCGUGUCGGAAUUCGUGACCGAGACCCAUGAGGACUACAAGGCGCCCACGGCCUCCAGCUUCACCACGCGUACGGCCCAGUGCCGGAACACCGUGGCGGCCAUCGAGGAGGCUUUGGACGUGGACCGGAUGGUUCUCUACAAAAUGAAGAAAUCUGUGAAGGCAAUCAAUGUGUCCGGUCUGGCACACGUUGAAAAUGAGGAGCAGUACACCCAGGCCCUGGAGAAGUUCGGCGGCAACUGCGUCUGCAGAGAUGACCCGGACCUAGGAAGUGCGUUUCUGAAGUUCUCCGUGUUCACCAAGGAGCUGACAGCACUCUUCAAAAACCUGAUUCAGAAUAUGAACAACAUCAUCUCCUUCCCUUUGGACAGCCUGCUGAAAGGAGACUUGAAAGGAGUCAAAGGGGAUCUGAAAAAGCCCUUUGAUAAAGCUUGGAAGGACUAUGAAACCAAAAUAACAAAAAUAGAAAAGGAGAAGAAGGAGCACGCCAAGCUGCACGGGAUGAUCCGUACUGAGAUAAGCGGGGCUGAAAUCGCAGAGGAAAUGGAGAAGGAAAGGCGAUUCUUCCAACUGCAGAUGUGUGAGUAUCUGCUGAAGGUCAAUGAAAUCAAGGUUAAAAAGGGAGUGGAUUUGCUUCAGAAUUUGAUCAAGUACUUCCACGCCCAGUGCAACUUUUUCCAGGAUGGGCUAAAAGCGGUAGAGAGCCUCAAGCCUUCCAUUGAAACGCUUUCUACAGAUCUCCACACAAUCAAACAGGCCCAAGAUGAGGAGCGACGGCAGCUGAUACAGCUUCGGGAUAUUUUGAAAUCAGCAUUGCAGGUUGAACAGAAAGAGGACUCACAACUUCGCCAAAGUACAGCGUACAGCUUACAUCAGCCUCAGGGGAACAAGGAACACGGGACGGAGCGGAAUGGGAACCUGUAUAAGAAGAGUGAUGGGAUCAGGAAGGUGUGGCAAAAGAGGAAGUGUUCCGUUAAAAAUGGCUUCCUGACCAUAUCCCACGGCACCGCCAACAGGCCACCUGCCAAACUCAACCUGUUAACCUGCCAGGUGAAAACCAACCCGGAGGAGAAGAAAUGUUUCGACCUCAUCUCACAUGACAGGACGUACCACUUCCAAGCAGAAGACGAACAGGAAUGUCAGAUAUGGAUGUCUGUACUGCAGAAUAGCAAGGAAGAAGCUCUGAAUAAUGCGUUUAAGGGCGACGACAACACUGGAGAAAAUAACAUUGUCCAAGAGUUGACCAAAGAGAUCAUCUCAGAGGUGCAGAGGAUGACGGGCAACGAUGUGUGCUGUGACUGUGGGGCACCAGAUCCGACGUGGCUCUCCACCAACCUGGGCAUCCUGACUUGCAUCGAGUGCUCGGGAAUCCACCGUGAGCUGGGGGUCCAUUAUUCCAGGAUGCAGUCCUUGACCUUAGAUGUAUUAGGAACGUCUGAGCUUCUGCUUGCCAAGAAUAUUGGGAAUGCGGGCUUUAAUGAGAUCAUGGAGUGUUGCCUACCAUCUGAGGACUCUGUCAAACCCAACCCAGGCAGCGACAUGAUUGCAAGGAAGGACUACAUCACAGCCAAGUACAUCGAGAGGAGAUAUGCAAGGAAAAAGCACGCAGACACUUCGGCGAAGCUCCACAGCCUUUGUGAGGCCGUCAAGACCAGAGACAUUUUUGGCUUACUCCAAGCUUAUGCUGAUGGUGUGGACCUGACAGAAAAAAUCCCACUGGCCAAUGGGCAUGAGCCAGAUGAGACAGCCCUCCAUCUUGCAGUCAGAUCUGUGGACCGGACUUCCCUUCACAUCGUGGACUUCCUGGUCCAGAACAGUGGGAACCUGGAUAAACAGACGGGCAAGGGCAGCACGGCCCUGCACUACUGCUGCCUGACCGACAAUGCGGAGUGCCUCAAGCUCCUCCUGCGGGGGAAGGCCUCCAUCGAGAUAGCCAAUGAGUCGGGAGAGACGCCAUUGGACAUCGCCAAGCGGCUCAAGCAUGAACACUGUGAGGAGUUGCUGACUCAGGCCUUGUCAGGAAUUAACUCCCACGUUCACGUCGAAUAUGAAUGGCGACUGUUACAGGAGGACCUGGACGAAAGCGACGAUGACGUGGAUGAGAAACUUCAGCCCAGUCCUAACCGGCGCGAAGACCGCCCGGUCAGUUUCUACCAGCUGGGGUCCAGCCAGUUUCAGCCCAAUGCCGUGUCUUUGGCCAGAGAUACCACAAACCUCGCCAAGGACAAGCAGAGGGGCUUCGGGCCUAGCAUCUUGCAGAAUGAGACCUAUGGAGCCAUCCUGAGUGGCAGCCCGCCCUCCUCCCAGUCGUUACCCCCUAGCACCACCAGUGCACCCCCACUCCCACCUCGGAAUGUUGGUGGCAAAGAUCCCCUGACCACCACACCACCCCCUCCUGUGGCUAAGACUUCUGGCACACUAGAUGUUGUGAGCCAGCCAAGCAAGCCCACCCAACCCGGAGCCUCGCAGAGCAAGCUGCCACCUCAGCCGCCCAGCCGCCCACCUCAGAAGAAGCCAUCUUCCGGGACCGACAAGCCAACCCCACUGAUCAACAAAGGCCAGCCAAGAGGACCUGAAGCUCCAGGUCCACUGUCCAACGCCAUGGCCCUGCAGCCUCCAGCACCCAUGCCCAGGAAGUCGCAGGCGACCAAGUCCAAGCCCAAGCGAGUCAAAGCACUCUACAACUGCAUGGCUGACAACCCAGAUGAGCUGACUUUCUCUGAGGGGGACGUGAUCAUUGUGGACGGGGAAGAAGAUCAGGAGUGGUGGAUUGGCCACAUCGACGGAGAUCCCAGCCGCAAAGGAGCAUUCCCCGUAUCGUUUGUGCACUUUAUUGCUGACUAACUUGCUACUGAACAAAGGCCUUUCCAUCACCAUUA
This is a messenger RNA of Phodopus roborovskii (desert hamster), 3193 nucleotides long. RefSeq names its product ArfGAP with SH3 domain, ankyrin repeat and PH domain 2 (gene Asap2). Gene Ontology annotation, molecular function: protein binding; GTPase activator activity. The record is from RefSeq and is a predicted model, not a curated record. Gene Ontology annotation, biological process: positive regulation of GTPase activity. NCBI's taxonomy places the organism in Eukaryota, Metazoa, Chordata, Mammalia, Rodentia, Cricetidae. Gene Ontology annotation, cellular component: cytoplasm.